Molecule: messenger RNA, 3910 nt
Organism: Lutzomyia longipalpis
Lineage: Eukaryota; Metazoa; Arthropoda; Insecta; Diptera; Psychodidae
Gene: Fas3
Product: fasciclin-3
Exons: 5
Coding region: 1702-3018 (438 amino acids)
Biological process (GO): heterophilic cell-cell adhesion; homophilic cell-cell adhesion
Cellular component (GO): adherens junction
Source: RefSeq, a predicted model, not a curated record
GAGUUACUCAAUUUGGAGCAAACAACACUGACAAUAUAUUCCCUCCAGAUGAGGCGAUCUACGCUCGAUCUUCACUCGAUCUUGUGCAUCAUCUUUCACUUUCUCGCCCACAAAAGUGUGUUGCGUCUUCAAUUGAGAUAAUUGCCUGGUGAGUCUCCUGUGUGUUCGGCACAUACAGCUCACAAGUAAGAAUUUUAUAUGCAAUUUCUCUUGCGGUUUGAGUUGGCCAAAAAAAACGAAUGUACAUCACCUUUUCGAGGGAUUUCUUAUAUACAACACACCGCUAUUCUUGAUCAUUUUUUUGCUAAAAAAGAAGCAAAAGGAGAAGAAGAAGAAGUCCCAGCGCGAUUGCCCCCAAAAACCAACACAUUCACACCACAGGUGGGCGCGGUAGUAAUCAUAAGAAGUUAUACAGAGUCGGAGUUGGUUUCUCAAGGAAAAAGCACCACGCUCCAAGAAGUACAUUGAAAUAGGAGACACGAAAUCGCGUCUUACCUGAGUUUCUCAAGCACCAUCGAGGGUGGGAAAGAGACGGUGGCACGGCGCUGCACGCAGGAGCGAGUAAGUGAGACUGAGUCGAAGCGAAAGGCGCCCAAAAGAGCUCUGGGAGUUGUCGCUGUUUGAAACCGCUCGCCAGUUUCAUUCUAUUCGAGUAGUCGAACUGCAACGGCUGUGCGAUUUUUCCUCCCUGAAUAAUAUUAAAUUAUUUCAUAUUCUUCAUUUUUUAUAGUGUCUGUUUUAUUACACGGAAAAAAAAUAUUCAGCUGUGAAUUUCGGUCAGGUGAAAAAGUGAAUGAGAAUUUAAAUACUAUUUAAAGUACAACAAGAAUUUUUCUUCAAUCUCGCUCGCUUUUUGGAUGUAUCCGAAAGCAGCCAACACAGCAAGUUUUUUGGAGGAAAGAGCCCCAACACGCCAAGUGAGAGAAGUCACGGCAAAUGGACAAAGGAGAAGUGUUUGUUGGUAUUUUUGCACUCUCGAAUAGGCGAAUAAAAAAAGACCGCAGCAAAAAGUGUUCAUUUUGAAUAAAAGUUUUUAACGGUACCACACACCAAAGAGUCGCAAGUGAUGCCGUCAUUGUGCUCAAGCCACACCGUUUUAGUAUCAAUUUGUGGCCUUUAAGACGACGGUUACCAUCAAUUCUCGUGUGUGUCUUACUUUUGUAGCUAUACAACUGCGGCAUCCCAUUUCUGAUACCGCAUUCAGUGGAAUUUUACCACCUUUGCUUCACUUCACAGGCAGGGCACAUUUUCGCAAGAAUGUGAAUCAAGCCGGAAAAUUGUGGACAUUCAAAUUUCCAUUCCAUUUCUGUGCCGAACGCAAAAAAAGAGAAAAGAGGAGGAUUUUUGGUGAAAAUAUUAAAUAAGACACUGUGCGCAUUGUGAUUUUCAAAGUGAAUAAAUUAGCGUGUCAGUGUGUCUCAAGUGGAAGAGGAAAAUAAUCGUGAUUGCAUGUUCUCCUCCUGAACUUUGUGAAUCAUCCGUACAUUCGUCAUCAUAAAAGGCUCUCCCACCCCAUAGCCUAGCAUUUUUCAUCACACACCACAUACCUACAUAUUGCUGAAAUAGCGACUUUCCCGUGUGUGUAUGUUUAAUUAUCCGCCCGAAAUAUAAUAGUUUGAAAAAAAAAAACAUAAAUUCCAUAGUGAAACCUAUACGCCGUAGUAUAUUGUGUUGGAAACCUUCAGCGAAUUUACGAAAAAAAUGGAUACGAAAAUGUUCGCCAAGUCGCUGAUAAGCGUUAUCAUGUUGACAGGUGCCCUAACGCUUGCACAGCGAGUCGAUGUAACGCCACAGCAAGUAAUUGCACGCGUGGGUGAACCUGCAUCAAUUCUAUGUCGCGCUGGACGACAAAUUCAGUACUGUCGCAUUGUGAUUCCCGGCGAGAAGGUGCUCAACUUGGCACCAAAUUGGACACAACGACCCGGCUUCCCCUACAACGGUGAAGGCCUCCAGGCGGGUCAAUGUGGUGUAACAAUUGAGCGAGUUAAGACCACAAAUCAUGGGCCCGUGGAAUGCUUCUUAGGUGUUGAGGGAGAUGAAAUAAGUGGUGUGGCUGAUCUUGUUGUGGCACUAGAGCCACAGCGUCCGCAACUAGAAAUUCUAACUCAGGGAAGAAAUGGUGCCUUUGAGGUUGAUACAGAAUUCCAAGCUAAGUGUAUCUCACACGAUGGACGACCACCGGCCAAUCUAACGUGGUUCCUUGAUGAUGAGAAUAUCUUCGAUGGGCUCACAAUGCCCGAAGUCGUUGAGUCACAUGAUCGCAAUAAUGCUACCCUCUACACUGUUGUUCAGGGCAUCCAACGUUUUAUUCGCGUCUCCGAUGACCGACGCAAUCUUAUCUGCCGUGCCAAUCAUUUCUCCUACCCACAGGGCUACCUUGACUCCAGGAUACAACUUCUUGUACGAUACCGACCACAACCUCUUCCGCUUGUAAAACUCUAUGGACUAAUUCUGGGAAGUACUGGACUCGUUAAUGUGACAAUCAGAGCAAAUCCUCGUCCCCUGACUGAGUGGCAUGUUGCGGGAAAUACCAUCCAACAGGGAUCAAGGAAUGGACGCUAUGAGGCGUAUGAACCUCAAGAUCUCGGACGUGGGGAAUUCAAUGUGGCCCUAAGUAUUGCUGGGCUCACGCUCGAGGACACAACAAAGGAAUACCUCCUACGUGCUAGCAAUGAAUUUGGUACAACGGACUACCAAGUGCGAAUUAGUUCCUCAGAGGCCGCUCCUGCCGCCGGACUGGGUGUUGGACCAAUAAUUGGAAUAGUCAUUGCUGUGCUCGUUAUCCUCAUCAUCAUUGGUUUGAUUGUCGUGGCACGUGCAACAGGACGUUGGUGUUUCUCAGGUUCACUUAACACUGACAUUGGUCCCGAUUCCGAGGCCCAAAUUGCUCCAUCCAACCAUGAUGAAGUUGACGACGAGGGCAAACAUCAUCCCGAUGCAGCUGAGACUGAAGAACAUGACCAGAAUAAGACAAGAAAUGGGAAUCCCGUUGAGAGUAAAACCAACACUUCGGUCUGAAUUUAUCAAGACGCGCACGCAUGCCUUCUUAAUAUUUUUUGUAGUGAAUCUCAAGGAAGAAGCGAAGAAAAAAAAUAAUUGAAUCACGCGCUAUAUUAAUACAAUGUAUCUCGAAUAUUGCGAAAUUAAUUCCAUCCAAAUUGAUGAAUUUUCUCAUAAUUCCGUGUUCAAUAUAAAUGUCUCUUUUUUAUUGUAGCAAUGCUAAGCAUCGAAAAUAGUCUUAAUUUGCCUUUCUUUUGUGUAGUGUACAACAAUCGUGUAUAAAAAACGAGUCCAUAAUAAUUUCUCUUUCGUAAAAGGAGAAAAAAUAAGUAGGUAAAAAUGAUUAAUUUUGCUAAGUUAGUAAUCUCAUGGAGAGUAAAAAAAAAGAGACCAUAAAUAAUCCUCCAAAUGAAUCUCUACCACCAAUAUAUAACUUUUCAAAUCAUUCUCAAUAUUAUAUUAUAUACAAAGCAACCUAAUAGUAGGUUCUUUAAAUCUUUUUUUAGGCAUUUAGUAUUUUAGAGGAGGUGUAAAAGAAAAUGUACAAUUUUAAUUAUUUUAGUAGUAAUUAAUUUUAAUCUUCGUGAUCGUGGACCAUAUUUUUUGUAAUAAGAAAUAUUAAGUAAAUAACUAUAUACCUACAUUUAAUUUCUUACAUUAAUUUAUAGCUUGAGAAGGUUUUUUUUUUUAAAUUGUAUUCAAUGUAAAGAAGAAUCUGAAGAAGUUUUCUAUGUAAACGAUGGAAUCUCAUUUUGGAUCAUUUUUUUUAAUUCUUGGACCAUAUCAAUUUGCAAAAAAAAGAAUAUAGACAAAGAUAUAACGACUUUAUAAGAGAAGUUAGAGGAAUCUCUACUUAAUCACAAUUUACAUAAAUAUUUAUAAAACAAAUAAAUUUUGUUAAUAUGACAAA